Messenger RNA from Cataglyphis hispanica, 1780 nucleotides. RefSeq names its product bifunctional methylenetetrahydrofolate dehydrogenase/cyclohydrolase, mitochondrial (gene Nmdmc). NCBI's taxonomy places the organism in Eukaryota, Metazoa, Arthropoda, Insecta, Hymenoptera, Formicidae. Gene Ontology annotation, molecular function: methenyltetrahydrofolate cyclohydrolase activity; methylenetetrahydrofolate dehydrogenase (NADP+) activity; methylenetetrahydrofolate dehydrogenase (NAD+) activity. Gene Ontology annotation, cellular component: mitochondrion. The coding region runs from base 571 to 1599 and encodes 342 amino acids. Gene Ontology annotation, biological process: tetrahydrofolate interconversion. The record is from RefSeq and is a predicted model, not a curated record. The transcript has 9 exons.
AAAGUAGUGGUGCGAGACGGUCCAUCGAAAUUUUUUCCUUUCUUCGCUUAGCCUUUGUUUGGUGAAUUCCCGACUUGUCGUCUCGUAUGUCGAUUCUUGUGUGAAACGCGAUUCGAUCGUGCCGAAAGAGCGGGAGUGUCGUUGAAAGUUAUCGCGCGUACAAGCGGAAGUAUCUUUUAAUAAAAGUGCGUUUAAAGUCCCGUUUAAAGUAUCGCACAAGUGAAUCAAUCUGAGAGGAGGAGGUCUAGGAGAGGCAUCGGGUACCGGUGGAGGCAACUCUGUGAUCAACCUAACGAUCCUAACAUUCUGAGAGGAGGAGGAGGCCUAGGAGAGGCAUCCUGCACCGGCGGAGCAAUCCAAGGACAACGUAAACCAAAUCUCCGCUGUUGCGCAUUAGUGCCGAUCAACAUAGCUACCUUGACAUUCUAAGAGGAGAAGGAGACCUAGGAAAAGCGUCUUGCACUAGCGGAGCAACCCAAGGACAACGUAGCCUGAAAAUCAACAAAUCCGCUGUUGCGCAUCAGUGCCGUCGAAGACUGAUUGAAUCCCUCGAAGCAACAACUGCAAACGAUGUUCUCCCGGAGGAGAAUCUUCUCCGUCGUCUCGCAGAACUUUGUGAGAAAACUGCACCUGUCAAAAAUCCGGCAAGAAGCUGCGAUAAUAGAUGGGUCAAAAAUAGCAAAUGAGAUUCAAGAAGAGUUGAAAGCUGUUAUAGAUACUUGUGUAAAUGCAGGAAAAAAAAGACCGAAGCUAGUAGCAAUCUUAGUGGGGAAUCAUCCAUCUAGCAAAGCAUAUAUUGGUAAAAAGAUGAAAGCUGCAAAAGUAGUAGGAAUUGAAAGUUACACCAUUCAUUUGGGAGAAAACAUAACGCAAGCGGAACUUCUUACGGAAAUUGAUAAUCUGAACAAAGAUCCAACUGUUGAUGGUGUUCUGGUUCAAUUACCAUUGCCAAAGGGCAUGAACGACAAAAAAGUAUGCCAAGCAAUAAUUCCUAAAAAAGAUGUAGAUGGUUUCCAUUUAGUAAAUCUUGGCAAUUUGACAUUGGACAAGAGUGGUAUUGUGCCAGCCACUCCUCUGGCUGUCAAGGAAUUAAUACUUAGAAGUAAAAUUGAGACAUUUGGAAAGAAUGCUGUGGUGGUUGGUAGAUCAAAACAUGUUGGACUGCCUAUUGCAUUGUUACUUCACGCAGAUGGCAAAGGCGAAACGGGUGCUUUGGAUAUGACAACGACAAUCUGCCAUAUUCAUACUCCUCACACAGAACUAGAAAAGUUUACGAAACUAGCGGAUUUAGUCGUGGUGGCGGCUGGAGUUCCCGGCUUGAUCACCAAGGAAAUGAUAAAACCGGGCGCUUGCGUAAUUGAUGUGGGAAUCACCAGAGUGAAGACGGCAGAUGGCAAAUUUCGUCUGGUGGGAGAUGUGGAUUACGAUGGUGUAAAGAAAGUCGCCGGACAUAUUACACCGGUCCCAGGCGGCGUGGGCCCUAUGACGGUAGCGAUGCUGAUGAAGAACACAGUCACGGUCGCUAUGAGAAAUCAGAAAGACGUGAAUCAGUCCGAUCGUUUAGAAGAUAGCAAAGCAUUUGAUACACAGUAUAAUUGAUAACCAGUAUAAUAAUAGUCUUUUAUUUGACGAUUCUUGUAAUCUGUAGUAUUAUUUUUACAAAGGAAGUUAUGUAAAGUCGUUUUAUUAAUUUAUACAGUAUUAUCAGGAAAUGGAAACACACUAUGAAUAACAACAAUGUAUAACAAUUGAAUAAAAAAAAAAAUAUUAAAAAAUGAAA